AUGCCCAAGGAGAAGAACACGAAGGCGAAUGACGGGGUUAAGCCGCCCACCAAGCGGCAGAGGAAGGAUCGCCGUGAGCGCAAGGAGGUAAUCCCCGCCGGAGGAGAAGCAGCUGGUCCAAGGGUGAGGAACAGCUCAACCAGCAGCAGCUUCUCGUCCAGCGACAGCGAUGAGGAGCCGGAGGGCUCCACCAGGAAGCCGGAUCGUCCGAAGCACUCCUGCUUCCGCCAUCGGCACUAUCACCGCCAUCGGCGCCACCACCACACCUCGCCGCCAUCGCUUUGCCCACGGCGCUCCUCGAAGCGCUCCUCCAGGAAGGUUCCUGCUCCUGCUCAUGUCCAUGGUCAUACUCAUGCUCAUGGUCAUGCUCCGGUGGCCAAGCCAGCUUCCCAGACGUUGCCCAUGGAGCAUCAUCACCGCAAGACGCGCGUGCGCUGCUCCGGUUCCGGCUUGCAGAACCUCGUCCCGGCCACCAGCAGCCACAACCAGGCCGUCUUCCAGUCGAAGACCAUCUCCUCGAUGGGCAAUCCCUCGGAUGGCAAGAUCAAGGUCGGCGGCGCUCGAUCCUCCGGCACAAAGAUACCCCUUGCCAAUGCCAUGGCUAGCAAGUCCUCCAACCAGCUCAAGACCCCGGUGGCCAGCUCCUCUUCGAAAGCUCUGGCAAAGCCUGUUAAUCCCAAUUCGAGCCACUCCACCGUCGGCAAGCCACCGGCACCGAAGGAGCACAGCAAGAAUCCGGAGUCCAGCAAGAUUGGGACGCCCACUGGUCCGGCACCAAAAGGUGCCAGAGGAGGAACCAGAGGAGGAGAAGAAGGAGGAGGCCGAGGAGACCGCAUCGGCAAGCCCACCAUCAGAUUCCGCCAGCCCGUCCGCAGACAGCGGAUAGAUGACAGCGAAGUCCAGCCAGUCCCAGAUACAAAUAACGGCGAAGUCCAGCCAGUCCCAGAUGAGAAGGAAUCUUAA
This is a messenger RNA of Drosophila rhopaloa, 963 nucleotides long. Its product is annotated as serine/arginine repetitive matrix protein 3-like. The transcript is spliced from 3 exons. The coding region runs from base 1 to 963 and encodes 320 amino acids. Lineage: Eukaryota; Metazoa; Arthropoda; Insecta; Diptera; Drosophilidae. The record is from RefSeq and is a predicted model, not a curated record.